AUGAACAGUGGAAUGGUUGCUUCUACCGAAGAUGCUCUCGAGCUAAUAGAUUCGAUUAAGGGCCUCCAAAUUUCAACUCAUAUCAACAUCGCAUGCUUCGGUUUAUUAAUUUACGAUUACCUGCUCACGUUUGAGGAUGAACGCACAUUGAUAUGGCAAUCAGAAUGGUCUUUCCCAAAAGUCGUAUUCCUCAUUACUCGCUAUUUUCCCGUCAUAGAUCUGUCAAUGACAAUCUCAUACUAUUUCAAGAGCUUGACUCCUGAUGAAUGUUACCGGAAAUAUAAAGCCAUGGGGCAUCUCAUCAAUGCUGGUAUUUGUAUUGCAGAACUCAUCCCAAUCAUCCGGACAUGGGCAAUAUGGGAGAGAAGCCGAACCAUAACCAUCGUACUCUUUAUAUGGGCUACUAUUAACCUUGGCGUCGAUGUCGUGAUUAUUACCGUUCACUUUAACGCCGCUCGGCUCACACCGUUACCAAGAGGAGUUCCUGGCUGUCUCCUUGACAAUGACAGUUCUCUCCUUGUCGGGGCAUGGAUCAUUCUUAUGGUAUUUGAAGCUGGAAUUCUGGGCAUGACAGCGCUGAAGGGCAUUCAAUUGUAUCGAGAAUACGAAAACAAGCAACUCCGAAAUUCGGCACUGUUCAAGGCAUUCUUCACGAACGGUGCAAUCUUUUACGUUUAUGUAUUUGCGCUCUCUGUCGCAAAUGUGAUUAUUAUCACGAGUUUUCCACGUGACUAUGUAGGAUUACUUGCAAGUGUCGAACGCGUUGCGCAUGCAGUCCUAAUGGAGCGGCUAGUUAUUACCCUUUGUAAAGCGGCAAGGCCCGAGCCAGAGGAAGAAGACCUGACCAAACUCGAUACAAUGCGGUUCGAACAAAGCCAAGGAAGGCUUAUCGAUACUGAAGCUGAGACUAGGGCUACCGUAUCAUCUUUAGCCGGAAACCAGACUUCUCCCGGACCUUCAACUUCAACCGCUACUUGA
Fomitiporia mediterranea MF3/22 is the source of this 978-nucleotide messenger RNA. RefSeq lists its product as uncharacterized. The coding region runs from base 1 to 978 and encodes 325 amino acids. The transcript is spliced from 14 exons. NCBI's taxonomy places the organism in Eukaryota, Fungi, Basidiomycota, Agaricomycetes, Hymenochaetales, Hymenochaetaceae. The record is from RefSeq and is a predicted model, not a curated record.